CGUGCUACACAGUGGUACAGCACGAAAAUAUGCUACUCUAUAAUUCUAGCACGAAUUUCUUGUCGCGCUCGCGUCCGUCGUAAACACGAUAUCGAAUUUCGACGAUGAACAACCGGUUUUUUUUUAUGCUCGCGCAGUGUCACCGGAAGCGUAUACUUCGGUUCGUUUGCCGCCAAACUACCCUGCGUGAGUGCGUGAGUGCGUGCUGCGAUGAAGAAGUUGUUUAUUCGUCGGCUCGCGAACCUACGAUCGUAGCGUAUACUUAGAUAUCACGCUGCACGCGCGUUAUAAGUUGCGUACCACUGACGUGCCGCGAAUCGUCUCCGCGUGUUCGUUGGGACUGGUUGGGACGCUCAAACCUCUCGAAAUUCGUGGGAUAUAUCAUGGCCAAGGUUCAGCUGGCGAACGUCGCUGUUCUGGACAAUCCUUCGCCGUUCCUGAAUCCGUUCCAGUUCGAGGUCACGUUCGAGUGCAUCGAGGAAUUGAAGGAAGAUUUGGAAUGGAAGAUGAUAUAUGUGGGUAGCGCAGAGUCGGAGGAAUUUGAUCAAGUCCUAGAUACCAUUUACGUUGGUCCAAUCCCGGAAGGAAGACAUAUGUUUGUAUUUCAGGCUGAUCCACCUGAUGUGAGUAGGAUCCCAGUCAACGAUGCUUUAGGCGUGACCGUCGUGUUGCUGACUUGUUCGUACAGAGGUCACGAAUUUGUUCGCGUGGGUUACUUUAUAAAUAACGAGUACACGGAUCCAGAACUCCGGGAGAAUCCACCGCCGCAGCCGCAAUUCGAUAAAGUUCAGAGGAAUAUACUAGGCGAUAAACCGCGCGUCACUAGAUUUAAAAUAAAUUGGGACGACUGUCCAACUGGAUCAGCGAACAGUCUUCCCGAGGGCAUGGAUGCGCCGGCGUUAGAAGAUACGUCGCAGGAUGCGCCUACGUCCACAUUAGGCUUCACAGAGAAUACGCAAAACGGUGGAAUGGAAGUGAUGUGAAAACUGAUUUACUGCUAAUAAGGAAAUAACUCGGUGAACUUGCGUUAUACAACAAUUUAAAUGAUAAAAUAUAGUACCUGGCGAGAAGAUGGAGAAGAAAAAAUACACCUUCGGUAUAUAUACAUAUAUAUAUUUAGAUAAUUAAAAAAAAUCACGCAAAUAACCUUCCAUAUAAUUAUUGAUGUUUUUCUUCGAUAAGAUCUAAGAAGUUUGUACAUUUUGAAAAAGAACUGUUGAUAAUGUGAUAACCUACACCUUACAUCUGAAUAAAAAAGAAUGAACGUUUGGAUUAA
This is a messenger RNA of Temnothorax curvispinosus, 1276 nucleotides long. RefSeq names its product histone chaperone asf1 (gene asf1). Gene Ontology annotation, cellular component: nucleus. The record is from RefSeq and is a predicted model, not a curated record. Gene Ontology annotation, molecular function: histone binding. NCBI's taxonomy places the organism in Eukaryota, Metazoa, Arthropoda, Insecta, Hymenoptera, Formicidae. Gene Ontology annotation, biological process: DNA replication-dependent chromatin assembly. The transcript is spliced from 3 exons. Bases 384 to 983 code for a protein of 199 amino acids.